AUGGAGAAUGGCACAGAGGUGAGUGAAUUCAUCCUCUUAGGACUCACCAAUGACCCAGCAUUACAGAUUACUCUAUUCAUAAUAUUUACACUCAUCUACCUCAUCACCAUGAUUGGAAAUGUAGGAAUGAUCAUGGUCAUCCUGCUGGACUCUCAUCUCCACACCCCCAUGUACUUUUUCCUCACUAACCUGUCUCUGGUCGACUUUUGUUCCUCCUCAACAGCCACUCCCAAGGUCAUGGCUGGACUCCUGCUAGGAGACAAGGUCAUGUCCUACAAUGCUUGCGCUGCUCCGAUGUUCUUCUUCGCAGCCUUUGCCAUGAUGGAAUGUUACUUCUUAACCUCCAUGGCCUAUGACCGCUACACAGCAGUGUGUAAACCCCUCCAUUAUACUACCAUCAUGACAAAAAGUGCCUGCACUCGCCUAGCUAUAGGCUGCUAUGUUAUUGGUAUUCUGAAUGCUUCUGUACAGACUGGGGACACUUUCUGCCUCUCUUUCUGUAUGUCCAACGUGGUCCAUCGCUUCUUCUAUGACAUUCCAGCGGUCAUGACUCUAACUUGUUCUGAUAAAUACCCCAGUGAUCUGGUUCUUAUGCUGGUGAUGAGCUUUAAUGUCAUUUUUGCCCUUCUGGUUAUCUUGAUUUCCUAUGUAUUCAUCUUCACAACAAUUUUAAAGAUGCACUCAAGUGAGGGAUACCAGAAGGCUUUGUCUACCUGCGCUUCACACCUUGUGGCAGUCUCCAUCUUCUAUGGAACAGUUAUCAUCAUGUACAUACAGCCCAGCUCCAGUCACUCCUUGGAUUCUGACAAAAUUAUAUCUGUGUUCUACACUGUGGUGAUUCCCCACACUGAACCCCCUGGUUUACAGUCUGAAGAACACGGAAGUGAAGGGUGCAUUUAA
This is a messenger RNA of Perognathus longimembris pacificus (Pacific pocket mouse), 900 nucleotides long. RefSeq names its product olfactory receptor 5B17-like. The record is from RefSeq and is a predicted model, not a curated record. Gene Ontology annotation, cellular component: membrane. The coding region runs from base 1 to 900 and encodes 299 amino acids. Gene Ontology annotation, molecular function: olfactory receptor activity; odorant binding; G protein-coupled receptor activity. Gene Ontology annotation, biological process: sensory perception of smell; G protein-coupled receptor signaling pathway. Lineage: Eukaryota; Metazoa; Chordata; Mammalia; Rodentia; Heteromyidae. The transcript has a single exon.